Molecule: messenger RNA, 1239 nt
Organism: Vigna angularis (adzuki bean)
Lineage: Eukaryota; Viridiplantae; Streptophyta; Magnoliopsida; Fabales; Fabaceae
Exons: 5
Coding region: 1-1239 (412 amino acids)
Source: RefSeq, a predicted model, not a curated record
AUGGCAAAAUCUGUCAGAGAUAACCCUAAUAUGAAGGUGAUGGACAUUAGGGACAAAGUAAGUAGGAAAUGGAAUGUAGAAAUCUUUAGAAAUAUGGCUUUUAGGGCAAGAGCCAUGACAAAAGAUAAUGUUGAGGGGUCAUUCAAGGAACAAUAUAGAAGAAUCUAUGAUUAUGGUCAUGAACUUCUGAGAGCAAAUCCAGGUUCAACAAUCAAAAUAAAGGUUGAAAAUAGUAAUGAAGAGUGUAUAUUCAAUAGAAUUUAUGUAUACUUGAAAGCAUGCAAAGAUAGCUUCGUUAGUUGUAGACCCAUCAUUGGAUUAGAUGAAUGCUUUUUGAAAGGCAAGUAUGGAGGGGAGUUACUAACAAUAGUUGGAAGAGAUGAAAAUGAACAAAUUCUUCCUAUUGCAUAUGUUGUUGUUGAGGUAGAAAACAAAGACUCAUGGACUUGGUUUUUGGAGCUUCUCAUUGCAGACCUUGGUGGGGAAGCUGUUUGUGGAGCAUGUACAUUUAUUUCAGACCAACAAAAGGGACUUUUGCCAGCAAUUCAAGAUCUUCUACCUAGGGUAGACCAAAGAUUUUCUGUUAGACAUUUGUAUUCCAACUUCAGAAAGAAAUUUCCUGGAAAAGAUCUUAAACAUAUGAUGUGGAGGGCAACAACAACCACAUAUCCACAACUAUGGGAGGCUGAAAUGAGGAAAAUUAAAGAGAUAAAUGUAGACGCAUUUCAAUACUUGAUUGCAAUUCCACCUGGAUCUAGAUUCAGUCCUAGAUCACAAUAUGACACUCUUGUCAACAACAUGUGUGAGGGGUUCAACAGUGUGCUAGUUAGUAAUAGGUGUAAGCCACUUAUCAAUAUGUUAGAAGACAUUAGGGUUUACAUCAUGAAGAGAUGGGCUACAAACAGGACAAAAAUGGGUUUGUAUCAAGGUUUUGUGUGCCCUAAGGUUCUCAACAGAUUCGAAAAGCAGUCAUGGUUAACCAGAUAUUGGUUACCAAGAUGGUCAUCAAAUCAGUUAUUUGAAGUCUUACACAUUUCACAAUUUGGGGAGCAAUUUGUUGUCAAUAUUGAAAACAAGGACUACAAUUGUAGAAAGUGGAAGUCUACUUAUGAAGAGACCUACAACACCAUCAUUUAUCCUAUUAAUGGUCAACUUCACUGGGACAUAACUUCAUAUCCAGAUGUGUUACCCCAAAGAAGAGGACAAUGUCAGGAAGACCCAAUAAAAAACGAAGACUAG